Glycine soja is the source of this 1217-nucleotide messenger RNA. RefSeq lists its product as uncharacterized. The transcript has 3 exons. Bases 85 to 834 code for a protein of 249 amino acids. The record is from RefSeq and is a predicted model, not a curated record. Lineage: Eukaryota; Viridiplantae; Streptophyta; Magnoliopsida; Fabales; Fabaceae.
UUUCACCACCACCACACAAAAACCACUGAAAGCAAAUAUGGCUAAGCCUGAGAAAGUGAAACCUUUCCAUGCCAUUCAUCAUCUAUGGCUUUUCUUCCUUCUUCUCUCAGAACCCUUUUCCACAUCUCAUCUCAACGUUCUCUUCCUAAUUCCUUUCACAACUCCAUCACUCUUGCAUCAUCUUUCAAUCCACUGACUCAUUCAAAGCAGCACCUGAACCACAGAGGCUGCAACUCCAAGCUCUUGGCUAUUUCUUACAGGUAUUUCAUUGAAGAAGAAGAAGAAGAUGAUGAUGAAAACAACAACUUUGAUGAAGCAGUGGCUCUCUUCAAUGGAGGAGAGUACUACAAAUGCCAUGACUAUCUUGAAGCCCUUUGGCUCAAUGCUGAAGAGCCCACCAGAACUCUCAUUCAUGGAAUACUGCAAUGUGCCGUGGGUUUCCACCACCUCUUCAACCAGAACCACAGAGGAGCCAUGAUGCAAUUGGGGGAAGGACUAUGUAAACUGAGAAAGAUGGAAUUCUCAAAUGGGCCGUUUCAAAAGUUUGAGAAAGACAUUUCAGCUGUUCUAGAUUUUAUCUACCAGACUCAGAUAGAAUUAGCUGCAUGUAGUGAGGAUAUGUGUGUUGCAAUGGAUCGAUCAGAAAGGUCUUACCAACUUCUAGGGGAAUAUGCUUCAGGGCAGCGUGUGUAUGAUCUAGAACUUUGUAGUGAUGCAUCAGUGUACAUUGUGUUCUGCCCUCAAGGCUCUAAUAAUGGUGGUGCCACCGAAGCCCCAAGGGUGAAGCUUCCAACGCUUAAGGCUACCACAGAACAUCUUGUGGCCUAUGAAUAAAAGUGAACAUCAUUUAAGGCCAAAGACCAAUGCUAUAGAUAAAACCACAUGCAAAAUUUGUUCUUGUGCAGUUGUCACAUAAUAGAACCCUAAUUAAAUUAAAAGCAGUAACAAAUCACAAUAUGUCAAACCUUAUGUUUUGCAAUGAUUUCAUAAAGGAUUUUUGUCAACACGAGUGAAGAUACUCAACACCCUAGACUGCACAAAAUGUGUAUUUGUGUAUUUAUGCAGUCUGGAAACAGACUGAAGAGGGGAGUUUAGGGUGGGUUUGGGAUAACUGUAAAAUUUAAUUAUUUCAAUAAUCAAUUAUAUAUUUAUAAUUUAUUAUUGUUAUAAUUGGUUAUAAUCAUAACAUUUUCGGGAAUUUCUGCCCAUUUUUCUUA